This is a messenger RNA of Aphis gossypii (cotton aphid), 2864 nucleotides long. RefSeq names its product facilitated trehalose transporter Tret1-like. Gene Ontology annotation, molecular function: transmembrane transporter activity. The transcript is spliced from 4 exons. The record is from RefSeq and is a predicted model, not a curated record. Gene Ontology annotation, cellular component: membrane. NCBI's taxonomy places the organism in Eukaryota, Metazoa, Arthropoda, Insecta, Hemiptera, Aphididae. The coding region runs from base 205 to 1662 and encodes 485 amino acids. Gene Ontology annotation, biological process: transmembrane transport.
UUCUUCUUGCGGAACUGUCGCCACCGACAGCCGAAAAGAACGCACGUAAACUGUAUUUUACUAUAAUUAAAGUAAACGCGGUGUAUCAUCAUAUAUUUUCGUUAGAGUAUUUAUAUCCAUCAUACGGAAGUCCUCCAGCACAAACGCCACUGAAGCAACAUUUUAUUAUAUAUAAUACUCACGGUUUCACCGUCGAUAUUCAAAAUGUUCCACAAAAUAUCCAUUAACCAUCUGAAAUUGUUUUUCACUACCAGUGUCAUGUCGUUUCAACAGUUCAUUAUUGGUGGAGUAUUUGGUUUUUCUGCCGUCAUACUACCACAACUUGAACUACCUAAUGCUCUCGUCAAAGUUGACGGUGACCAAGCGUCCUGGAUAGCAAGUUUUCCGCUCCUGUUAUGCCCCAUUGGUUCGCUGGUGUUCGGCUAUUUAUCCGACAGAUUCGGCCGGAAGCUGGCGCUACAGCUCACGUACGUACCUCUGAUCAUCAGCUGGUCGCUGCUCAGCAAUGCCGAGUGCUUGAAAGACAUUUACAUCGGCAGAAUGUUAACCGGACUGGCUACCGGCACCGGCGGCGUGAUUUACGUGUACAUCGCCGAGACGAGCCCGACGGACAGCCGGCCGUUCUUCCUGUUGAUCUACACGCUGUUCGUGGGCCUGGGCCUGAUGACGUCCGCGGUCCUUGGCGCGCUGUUCCACUGGCGCACGGUGGCCGCCGUGUACGCCGUGAUGUGCGCCGUCGGUUUCGUCGCGCCGUUCUUCGUGCCGUCCACGCCCAUGUGGCUGCGGGCCCGCGGCCGGGACGCGGAGGCCCGCAAGGUGGAACAGUGGUUCGGGUUCGAGCCGGACCGCAUCGACGACCUGCCCACGCUGCCGCCGCCGCCGUGCGCGGCCGCGGCCAUGGCCACGCUGAGCCGGGCCGACUCGACGGUGGGCGCCGUAGUGGAGGCGAACAAGGGCUGCUGGGCCACGUACACCGGGCCCACCGUCUGGAAGCCCGCGCUCGCCGCCCUGGCGUUCUUCUGCUGCCAACAGGCGUCCGGGUUCUACGUGCUGUUGUUCUACUCGGUGGACGUGAUGCGCGACUGCCGCGUGGCCGUCGACGGCAUGACCGCGGCCGUGUACCUGUGCGCCGCCCGGCUGGCCGGCACCGUCGUCAGCCUCGUGUUCCAGUCCGCGCCCAAGCGCAGGCUGACCGCCGUCUCGGGGCUGGGCAUGUGCGCGUCCAUGUCCGCCGUGGUCGGUUACCUGUACGCGUACGGCGACGCGGCCGACCCGCCGCCGGGCGCCGACCUGCUGAUCGUGCCGUUCCUGUCGUACGUGUUCUUCGCCAUGUUCGCCGUGCUGCCGCUGCCGUGGAGCGUGUGCGGCGAGAUGUUCCCGAUGGCCGUCAAGGGCACCAUGAACGGCGUCCUGUACUCGUGCGGUUACGAGCUCAUGUUCGCCGCCAUCAAGGUGUACCCGAUGCUGGUGUCCACUUUCGGCAUCCGGGCCGUGUGGACGGGUUGCACCGUCGCGUGCUUCGUCACCUCGCUGUUCGGCGCGUUCGUCCUGCCCGAGACCACCGGCAUGACGCUCAACGAGAUCGUCGACGGGUUCAGACCGUCCGGCGACAGAGCGCGCCGCGUCAAAAACGUCCCCGCCGUCAAGCCUCAAAUACCGUAAAAACCCGACCGGCCCGUUCCACAUCUGCACCGCCGCGGCCGAGGUCUUAAAGUAUUAUUCACCGUCGUCGUCGUCGUCGUCUUCGUCAGCUGCAGCAGUCGCGGUGUCUCGUCCAAAAAAGUUCGGACCAACUAUGGCGGUAGAUCGUGGUCAGUGAACGAUACCGCGCGAUUUCAAAGGCCACAAUCGUAUAAUACUAUGUGCAAAGGACACGACACAGACGACGUAGCUGUAAAUCCGACUUCGACAUGUACCUAUAUAUUCAUACUAUCACACUGCCUAUUGUAAAUAUUUAAAAAAAUCAUGUUUUACCCGAGCCGUGGUAUACGAACGCGGUGAUUGACUACAAUACCGCGGUAAGACUGCAUGUAUACCAUAGCGUAACAAAAGCAAAGCCUAUAAGUCACGGUCGAUUUAAAUAAUUACCUAUCACUGUUCCGCGUGUGUUCCAUAUUUGGUAUAUUCCUCAUGUACCUAUAAUAAAAUUAUAUAUUAUAUUAUAUUUUGAUUUUCGACAGCGGUUAGGUCAAGUGUACAUAUAAUAUAACGUGACGAACUUGAUACGACCACAUGUCUAUAUACAUAUGUUUCUAAUAUGACAUGAUUUGUCAGUUGUUACGGAGUAUCAAUAUUAAAUUGAGUUACUCAUUGUAUUGACUCAUUUUCACAACAAUGUAAUAUAAAAGUACUGGAAGUCUAUCACACACCCCUGUAAAUAUUUACAAUAUCAUAUAAUAUACUAAGUGUACUAUUAGGACUAAUCAUAAAACUCAAAUACGAUACUUCCUGUUUAUAGUAUAUUAGUAUCGAUGCUCAUCGCUAUGGUCCCUCACAUAAUUAUAAUUAUUGUAAAAUUGUAUAUUUCUUGUAAAAACUGUAUUGUUGUAUAAAAGAUGUUUCCUUAUGUAGAACUAUGCCCAUCCUAUAAAGUUGUAAUAGUAGUAAUAUUGUAAAAAUAUUAAAUGUUAUAUAUUAUGUAUUAAAAAAAUUUAUAAGAAUUAAUAAUAUUUUUUUUUUUUUUUUUUAAAGAGUAUAAUUACGUAUUUAUUGUAGUAGGUAUUACGUAUGUUGGUGUAAUUAAUGCGACACGUCCGAUGUUUACCAAUCAAGUAUUAAAAUAUAACGUUUUGCAUAAUGCAAUUAAUAUUUUUUAUGUAAAUUAUAGCUUUUAACGAAACAUAAUAUAUUUAUACUUACUGUAA